GUGUCUGACAAACACUUAGCCGCGAUGCUAACAACAUGAGAAGCUCAUGCUGCGUUAGUUGACGUUGUUCUGCUAUCUUUCCGCAGAUUUAUCGUCGCAAUAGUUUAAUAUACACCUUUCCUUCAUAUCGCUGACUAGGAAUAUACUUAGCUGUUCUUGUAUUGCGUUCAUUAUACGGGGAUAAGGAUGAUUGAGCCUGAGCUCCUCACCGAGGUCCCGGCGGCGCUCAAGCGACUCGCCAAGCAGGUGGUCAGGGGGUUCUACGGAAUCGAACACGCUCUGGCCUUGGAUGUCCUCAUUCGCAACCCCUGCGUCCGAGAAGAGGACAUGCUGGAGCUGCUCAAGUUUGACCGCAAACAGCUGCGCUCAGUCCUCAACACGCUCAAAGCCGACAAGUUUGUCAAGUGUCGCAUGCGAGUGGAGACCGCCCCCGAUGGCAAAACCACACGUCACAACUACUAUUUCAUCAACUACAGGGUCCUGGUCAAUGUGGUGAAGUACAAAUUGGACCACAUGCGGAGGCGCAUUGAGACAGAUGAGCGGGACUCCACGAACCGCGCCUCCUUCCGGUGCCCCUGCUGCUUUUCCACCUUCACUGAUCUUGAGGCAAACCAACUGUUUGACUUUAUGACAGGUAAAUUUCGCUGCACCUUCUGUCAGACUGAGGUAGAGGAGGAUGAAUCUGUGUGUCCUGAAGCGAGGACGCCGGUGGCCCGAUUCAAUGAGCAAAUUGAACCAAUCUAUGCUCUGCUGCGUGAAACAGAGGACGUCAACUUAUCCCAUGACCUUCUUGAGCCAGAGCCAUCGGAGAUCCCGGCUCUCAAACAAAGCCGCGAUCGUGCUGCCGCGUCUGCAGUCAAUGCGUCCGGUCAACACCGCGAAGUUUGGUCCAACAAAGGUUCCUAUGCCGACCUGUACACCCAAAAUGUUGUCAUCAACAUGGAGGAGCAAGAUGAGCAACAAAAGCGGGCCUCUGAGGGCAAAGAGGCGAAGGAGAGGCCGGUGUGGUUGACUCAGAGCACGGUGCCAGGGGCGUACACCGAUUCUGAGAACAAGAACCAUGGGGAUCUGGCAUCAGGAGCGCAAGAUGGAGCAAGUGGCCGGGGAAGCGGUCAGGCAGAUGAAAAUGAGGAGGUCAUGCGUGCGCUGCUCAUCCACGAGAAGAGGAGUGUGGCAGCGGCAGGGGGAGCUGCAGGUGGAGCCGCAGCCCGCGGGCUCGCUUCCGCCGCCGCUAAUGCCAGUGACUCAGACAGCGACACCAGCGAAUCAGAUGACGAGUCUCCCUCCGCCCCUCCCGCUCGUACGGCUUCUCAGCUGAAGCAGGCGGAGGAGGACGACGACGACGAUGAGUUUGAGGAAGUGGGUGAUGAGCCCAUGGUGAUGGUGGGAGGUCGGCAGUAUUCGUACCGAGAAGUCAGCCAACGGCCCGAACUAGUCAAGCAGAUGACCCCGCAGGAGACGGAAGCCUACAUUGAAAUGGGACAAACGCUCUUCCAGGACAUGUAUUUCUAAAUGUUGUCUAUUUUUUUUCAGCUUUGUAUGAAGCGACUCCUUUCAUUUCACAUAACAUUUGCUCACAAAAUAAAA
This is a messenger RNA of Synchiropus splendidus (mandarinfish), 1587 nucleotides long. It is a transcript of the gene gtf2e1, whose product is annotated as general transcription factor IIE, polypeptide 1, alpha. The transcript has 6 exons. The coding region runs from base 187 to 1512 and encodes 441 amino acids. Gene Ontology annotation, cellular component: transcription factor TFIIE complex. NCBI's taxonomy places the organism in Eukaryota, Metazoa, Chordata, Actinopteri, Syngnathiformes, Callionymidae. Gene Ontology annotation, biological process: transcription initiation at RNA polymerase II promoter; transcription open complex formation at RNA polymerase II promoter. The record is from RefSeq and is a predicted model, not a curated record.